CGCCUGAGCUCUCCGCCAUCUAUCUCGGAGCAUACAGGACGCAAGCCGGCCGCGCGCGUCGUCUCCGGAUCCGGUUGCUUCUUCUUCCAGUCAUACGAUCAAAUCUGGAUCACCCCUGCGAAACGAGAAGAGGUUGUUUCUUCUUCCGGUCAUACUACGACCAAAUCUGCAUCAUCUUGCGAGCGGAGAGUGGAGACCUUGUGGCGUGCUGCGGAUCGGCCAUUUUCGUGCUCAUCUUAAACGGCUCUUCGAGGUUUGCAGAGCAAGCCGCUGGUAACAAAGAUAUUACAGGACAUAGUUAUGGAACUAGAGGAUGUACCAUUUCAAUUCUUACGAGAAAUUACAGAAGGUUUCUCUGAGAAACAGAUGCUUGGUGAAGGAGCAUUUGGUUGUUUACAAGGGAGUAACUAAAAACGGUGAUGAAGUUGCUGUGAAAAAACUGAAGCUUCGUGACGUCAACCUGGACUUUAAGCAGUUCCAAAAUGAGUUCUAUAACCUCACAAAACUUAAGCAUCAAAACGUUGUACAGAUUCUUGGCUAUUGCUAUGAAAUAGAGAAAAACCCUUUUAUCAUGCCCGAUGGAAGUAAGGUGUUUGUUGAUGAAACACAUAUAGCUCUCUGCUUCGAAUAUUUGCACAAUGGGAGCCUCGAAAAGCAUCUUUCCGAUGAUUUUUAUGAAUUUGACUGGCACACGCGGUUCAAAAUAAUUAAGGGAAUUUGUGAGGGUCUAAAGUAUAUUCAUGAUGAGUUGGAAGAACCUAUCUACCACUUGGACCUAAAACCUGACAACAUAUUGCUAGAUAAGGACAUGGUGCCUAAGAUUGCAGAUUUUGGUUUGUCCAGAAUCUUUGGUAAUGAACUGGCACGGAUCACACGAAAUCCUUAUGGGACAUGUGGGUACCAGCCACCGGAAUACAUCGACAAAGGUGAAAUCUCAGGAAAGUUUGACAUAUUCAGCUUGGGUGUCAUCAUUAUAAAGAUAGUGUCAGGACCUAAGGGCUACCCCAAUUGUCUUGAUCAAGUCAAAAGAGACUGGAGGACUAGGUUGCAGGCAACAUCUACAGAUGAUUUGUUUGAAGCAUAUUGCCACCAAGUAGACAUAUGCUUUCAGAUAGCAUUGAGCUGUGUGGAGAUAGAUAGCUUUAGAAGGCCUGACAUAGUGACAAUCACUGAGAAGCUGAAUGGGAUUGAAAUUGAUGUUGGCGAGGCACAAUCAUGUGUUCGGCUCACUUAGCUAUGUCUUUCAAGCAUAUUAGGAAUUGAUUCUCAACAAUGUUGAUCCCUCCAUGAUUGAUGAGCCAAAGAACAUAAAUCAGGGAUAAAUCAGGUUUUGAAUCCUCUAAAACUGAUAUUGAUUAUGUUAAAUCAUAUUAUUCAUAGGAAGAAAUCUUAACUCUGUUAUAGUUUAUAUUAUCUUUUGUUUGCAAUCGACAUCAAUAUUGUCAUAUUUUCAUGUAGAAACUGGAUAAUCGGCAUAUGGGACAACAACACUUGAUUAGUUUCUUUUAGGUGCUAAAUAAUUUGGUAAUAAAUUACAAUUACAUGGCAAAUUUAUUGUGUAACAUUGGUCCAAUAUUACAUUGUGUGUUGAGAAAUAGAAAAAUUAAAUUUUUUGCGCUAUUUAAACACUAUUUCCUCUAAUCCAUCAUAUUUUCCAUUUUCUGAUUCAUCAUCAUAAAACUUUGACCUCCAAUAUAUAAAUAAUGACUAAGGUCAAGAAUGCAAUACUAUUAAUACAGAUAUUACCUGAAAUGCCAUGAAAAUUUUAUUUCCAAUUAUUGUUUGAAUUACAGAUUUCAAAGAAAUUGUUUGUCCUAAUGUUGACCAUGGAAAAUUGUUUUUGUGACUUUACUUGAAUUGUCUAGUUUGUUAACAAAACCAACUGGAAUCUUGUAGCUUCCUGAGAAAGGAUGUCACAGAACUGUUUCCAGAAUGACAAUGCAUAAUAGCAAUAUAGGGAUGAGAACAGAACCAACGGAUAUCACUGAUCAACACCAGAAUAUUAUUU
This is a messenger RNA of Panicum virgatum (switchgrass), 2008 nucleotides long. Its product is annotated as putative cysteine-rich receptor-like protein kinase 12. Gene Ontology annotation, molecular function: ATP binding; protein kinase activity. Lineage: Eukaryota; Viridiplantae; Streptophyta; Magnoliopsida; Poales; Poaceae. The transcript has 9 exons. Gene Ontology annotation, biological process: protein phosphorylation. The coding region runs from base 314 to 1234 and encodes 306 amino acids. The record is from RefSeq and is a predicted model, not a curated record.